AUGUCUCUCCCUUUACUUUACCUUUUUAUAACCCAUUUAAUUAUUAAUUUUACGUUGAACAACGCCGAGGUUGUCAAGACGCAAACAAUAAAAGAUAGAGAUUUUGAAAUUAAGUAUGAACCGAAUAGCAGACACCUCUAUGUUAGCAGCCUUAAUAUGGAAAAGUGCAACAGCUACAACUAUUACGUAAAUCAGGAAUGCAAAAUAAUUCAUUCUCUCGAAAAAAUCGAUGAAAACAAUAGUGAAUUGUGUGUAAACAAAAACAAAUGUUUAUAUAUUUCGAAUUAUGUGUUCCAAAGUUUGGGUAUAGAAUCAGUUCCCGAACAAUACUUUUCCGAAUUAAAUACUUCCAUUGAUUCAGAUAUAGAAACAAAAGAAAAAUGCAAUAAAAAAGUUUACAUAAAUGAAAAAGUAAAAUGCAUAUGUUGUAUCAAAGAAAUAGAAAAUUCUGAAAUACAUAGCCUAGAGGGAGAAUUAAAUCCAAUACAAACAAAUAAAAAAGAUUUUUAUCCCUUUGACCAUUGUAAAUGCAUUUUAAAUUAUGAAAUAGAUCAUGAUAACAUUUUAAAUGUUAAUAAAUGCGAAAACUUCAUUUGUAACAACGGGUUUUGUACACUCCAAAUGGAUGGAGAACCAUUCUGCUCAUGCUCAGACAAUUACUAUUUCGACCAAAGCGUAAAUGCAUGCAUAAGACAUGAAGAUUUCGUAAUGAAUGAAGCAAACGAAUCAGUCAUCCAAGAGGAAAAAGAAGUGGGUAAUAAAUCCGAACGAUCCAUGGUAAAAAAGAACAAAACACAUCAAAUAGUAAAUGAAAAACAGAACGAUAAAAUAUAUGAUAAUCAGGUAAAUGAAAAAUCAAUUAAUUUAGAUAAUGAAAACCAUAAUUCUAUCCUCCCUAGUAUCGAUAAUAGAACACAUUAUUAUCAUGCACAAAACAUUCAAAGUAACCACAACAACAGGGACAUUAAUAAUGUACUUACCAAUGAAUGCCUAACAAAUCAAAUAAGAAAUAAACAGGGAAUUUGUGAAAACGUGGAUAACAGUUCAGUGAAGAAGAUUUGCUUUAGAGUAGAAUGUUUUGUUAACCCAAAUAAAUCAGAAUGCUUAUGUGUAGAUGAAAAUGGACAAAAAAUAGAAAAUGAUAUCUUCGACGUUUCACACAUAACAAUUUGCACACUUAACGGCAUAAACUGUGAUUACGGAACCUGUAUUAAUUCGUUAGAAAAAAAUGAAUUGGCAUGUAUUUGUGACAAAAAUUAUAAAUAUAACAGCUCUUUAAAAGUAUGUAUUGGAGACGCAUCAACAAGUCUUUUAAACUCGGUGCUCAUAAUCACGUUGUUUGUUAUAAUUGCAAGUGCCCUAUGA
Plasmodium gonderi is the source of this 1365-nucleotide messenger RNA. RefSeq lists its product as hypothetical. The record is from RefSeq and is a predicted model, not a curated record. The coding region runs from base 1 to 1365 and encodes 454 amino acids. The transcript has a single exon. Lineage: Eukaryota; Apicomplexa; Aconoidasida; Haemosporida; Plasmodiidae.